GAUAAGAGGUGCGUGCCAGUACAGGUUUGAACACACAGCUCCCACCACUUGAAACCCACGUUUAUAGAGGAAGGAAAGAGACUUUUUACUUGGUAAAUAACCAAGAACAAGUUCAACUCUACAAUGGAUGGAGACGACAGAUUGCGUCGAGCUUCCUGGUUCAAUCCAAGACUUCGGAGAUACACUAUCAAAGAGAGGCCGAAAUCAUGGGUUUUUGGAAAUUAUCGAAAGACAGUGCAGGAAGAGAAUGCCAUAGCAGGAGGUACACAACAACAACAAAAACCAAUACCACCAGCUCCACCAGUAAGAUCUCCCUUGACACGCCUACAAUCUGUUCCAUCAAUGAUACAAAUGGAAGUUCCGGCAAGAAAUAAAGAGGACACAGAUUCUGAGAAACGUUUACAAGGCGAAAUAAUUAAUGAACCCAUUGGAAGAGAAAAACAAGAAGAUAAUAAUAUAACUGAGAGUAGAAAUGCUCCAAAUCAAGAAAAAGAUUUUGUUCUACAAAUUUAAAUCUCAGAAAUUGAGAAAAUACUAAAAGAUUUUGGCAAUUGUAAAACCAGUAAGAAAAAAGUGUAAUAAACUAUCCCAAAUUUGUUGAUUUUUAAA
Thrips palmi is the source of this 609-nucleotide messenger RNA. RefSeq lists its product as uncharacterized. Lineage: Eukaryota; Metazoa; Arthropoda; Insecta; Thysanoptera; Thripidae. The transcript has 3 exons. The record is from RefSeq and is a predicted model, not a curated record. The coding region runs from base 124 to 513 and encodes 129 amino acids.